GGCAUAUUUCCCUCAUAUUACGAGCCCUGGGGCUACACGCCCGCCGAGUGUACCGUAUUGGGCAUACCGUCGCUCACGUCAAACCUAUCCGGGUUCGGCUGCUUCAUACAGGAGCACGUGGCCGACCCCAUGAGCUACGGUAUCUACAUUGUCGACCGGCGCUAUAAGAGCGCCGAGGAUAGUAUACAACAACUGGCCCAAUACAUGUUCGACUUCGCCUGUCUGUCCCGUCGGCAGCGCAUAAUACAGCGCAACCGUACGGAGCGUUUGAGCGAUCUGUUGGACUGGAAAAAUCUGGGCAUUUAUUACCGAAAGGCACGCCAACUGGCGCUACACCGACUGCGGCCGGAGAUCAUGGAGGAGGACAUGGAGUCGGUGCGGGUGCGCUACCCUCGACCGUUCAGCGAACCGCCCACACCGUCGACCAGUCGGGGCGCGUCGCCCACCUCUAGCCGGGCCACCAGUGAUGACGAGGACGACGACAGCGACGAGCACUCGGACGGCCACGACUCCGACGCCGAGCAACAGAUACUGUCCGCUCCGGAGGGCAAUUGAUUUGGUUAUCCUAUUUUGUUUAGGCAUAAAAGUAGUGUUUAUUUGUUUUGUUCAGUACUCCCGAGCUAUGGUUUGCCCGAUAGGGUGUGUAUACUGUAUACCCCUCCCAACCCCUGCCAUAACCCCCCGAACCCGUAUUUUUUGGUCAUUUUUUAAAAAUGUUUUUAAUUUUUUGAAUUAUUGUUUGGUUUUUAUUUAAAUUGUGUUCAAAAAGAUGUGCUAUUUUUAGAUAGAUUUUUUCCCCAUGUGUCUGUG
Molecule: messenger RNA, 810 nt
Organism: Medioppia subpectinata
Lineage: Eukaryota; Metazoa; Arthropoda; Arachnida; Sarcoptiformes; Oppiidae
Source: the annotation of a GenBank genome assembly